Molecule: messenger RNA, 1712 nt
Organism: Sinocyclocheilus grahami
Lineage: Eukaryota; Metazoa; Chordata; Actinopteri; Cypriniformes; Cyprinidae
Product: dehydrogenase/reductase SDR family member 12-like
Exons: 9
Coding region: 93-956 (287 amino acids)
Source: RefSeq, a predicted model, not a curated record
AAACGCCGCAGGGGCGUAACGUUAGCUCUGAUUUCCAUCGUGCUCGUAUGUUAUGACACCGCUCUUGAGUGAGAACGAGUGAAAUCCUAAAGAUGUCUCUCUACCGAAACACAGUUUGGUUACUGAAGGGUCUACAGGAAUAUACGAAGGGCGGUUAUGAGGCAGCGGCGAGGAGCUUCAGCGAGGCGGAUCUGGAGGUGAAUGUGAGCGGCCGCUCGUUCAUCAUCACCGGAGCGAACAGCGGCAUCGGUAAAGCCGCCGCCUGCGAAAUCGCCAAAAGAGGUGGGACAGUACAUCUGGUGUGCAGAAAUGAAGAUCGUGCAAAUGAGGCAAGGAAAGACAUUGUGGAGAGAUGUAAAAAUGAGAUCAAUAAUGCUGGUUGCAUGGUCAAUCAGAGAGAACUGACAGAGGAUGGCCUGGAGAAAAACUUUGCGACAAACACACUAGGGACGUAUGUACUGACAACAGCGCUGAUUCCCACACUGAAGAAGUCAGAGAAUCCCAGAGUGAUCACUGUGUCAUCUGGUGGGAUGCUGGUUCAGAAGUUAAAUGUAGAGGACCUUCAGUUUGAGAAAGGCUCUUUUGACGGCACCAUGGCCUAUGCACAGAACAAGAGGCAACAGGUGAUCAUGACAGAGCAAUGGGCAGCUCAGCACAAAGAAAUCCACUUCUCGUCCAUGCACCCAGGCUGGGCAGACACCCCAGCUGUGCAGUCAUCCAUGCCAGAUUUUCAUGCAAAAAUGAAGAAUAAACUCCGUACAGAAGCUCAAGGUGCAGACACAGUGGUGUGGCUGGCCAUAUCAGAUGCCGCCAGCAGACAGCCCAGCGGCCUCUUCUUCCAAGACAGAAAAGCGGUUUCUACGCAUUUGCCUCUGGCCUCCUCCAGGUCUUCACCAGCUGAAGAACAGAAGCUGAUGAGCAAGCUGGAGGAGCUCGCUGUGAAAUUCAAGUGUUAAUUGUUUGGGUUAGCGGCCAAAUUCACAGAAGCCAUCAUUCCACACACAGACUGUGAUAUUCAUUCUCAAUAACGGUGAGAAUUGCAGAGAUGUGAAAAGCUCAUGAAUACUAAAACAAAACGGCUUACCAAAACAACCUGAAAUGUUUCAAAUAUUUCAAACCUAUUGUCUGUUCUUCAAACAAAUACACUCCAAAGCAUUUUUUAUUAUACUUGUUUGUGGAAAGAAACUAGUACAUCCACUCUUUGCAAUGGCUGUUUUUUUUUUUUUAGUUUAUCGAUUUUUAAGUCAAAUGACAUCUGUGUUUAACAUUCUGCAUUAAUUGUUUGCAGCCUUACCUCUAACAUGAAUGUUGAAGCUGCUGUGUUAAAUGAGUAGAACAACCUCAAGGAAUUGAGUUUGCAUGCUUGAUGAAUCAGACAACUGUUUCAGUAUGUAAAUAGCAGAUUAUUUUAUUCAUAAAUCUAAAACUGCUAUUCCAAAAAACAAACUGACAUCAAGAACAUGCUAUGCAACUCUACCUAUAACUCAUAUUCAAAUUAAACAAUUACAUGUGAAGAUAAAUAGGAAGAAAUAUUCUAGACCUGCCCCUUAAAUACACUUACAAAUGAGUUUGUAGUUAACUAGCUAGUUAUUAACUAAAAAUUACUUUUUAUUUUUUGUCUAUUUGUUACGACUGACAUGAUUCUUAAUUAAAGAUAAUAAUGAACAAUUAAUCUCUGUCUCAAUCUUUUAGGGAAGUCAUUAUUAUAUGUU